Messenger RNA from Fonsecaea multimorphosa CBS 102226, 1953 nucleotides. RefSeq lists its product as uncharacterized. The coding region runs from base 1 to 1953 and encodes 650 amino acids. Lineage: Eukaryota; Fungi; Ascomycota; Eurotiomycetes; Chaetothyriales; Herpotrichiellaceae. The transcript has 2 exons. The record is from RefSeq and is a predicted model, not a curated record.
AUGGUUUUCUCCAGUCUCGAUCCGGGUCGACAGACCUAUCACCUGUGGCGGCGCUUCUCCAUGCCCACGGUCCACGGGUCCAGAGACGCCAUUGCGGUCGAGGCUAACGUCGCCAACCAACUCAACUCAGCGUACAGCUUUCUGGUGCAGUUGAUCAUAGUCGAUUUCUGGGUCAUUAUGAUCCUUGCCGGAGUCGUGCUCUUCCUGGGCAAGGAGAAACAUAGCCAUAACAGCGGCGUGAUAGCCACGGGCGUCUGGAAUGCAAAAGACUCGCCCAGCGCCAUCUGCAAGCUGACGGGCUCCUAUUUAUUCAAGAUCAAAGACAAGCGACGUGUGCAUCUGUUUUGGUGGACCUUGCUCGCAGGCGGCUUUGUGGUCGCCAUUUAUGCAAUCCCCAUCAAAGUCGCGCCGUACAUCAUCAUCGACAAUGCGGCACCCGUUGCAGCCUCUGCCAUCUAUGUCCCAGCCCUCAGUGUUACACAGGAUGCAAAGAAUGGAGUGCAGAUCAACGCGCUCGAGGCGCCGUCCGCAUUUCGCGCAGCGGGGAGUGUCUUGGUCGCCAACUCCACAGGCCGCACGCACGUUUCCAUCGAUCCGCCUGAAACGAUCCAAGACCUCGGUGACGGUGAGGCCAUCAUACGUGUGGGAUACACGUACAACAUCACGGGGGUGGACUUUGGCCUGCAAUAUUAUCCAGAUCUCGUCCUGAGCGUUCAAGGGUCGUGCCAGACGGACUAUUCAUGGCUCUUGGCCGAAACUGUAGACGACUCCAACAUCAUUACGGACGAAUACCUGCUUUUCAAUGACCCCAGCCAGGGCACGCAGAACGUCUCGUUAUACGACAGCGCCAGGCCCCUGGGGUAUUUCUUUCAGGGCCCUGCCUCUCCCACAGGACCCGCAGGAAAUUGGACUUGGGGUGCACUGGUCUCCUCCGUGCAGCGCCAGAGCAUCACGGCCGGCACGGACCCAUGGUAUCUGACCGCUCCUGAUGGCGGCAGCGAUGUGGGUUUCAUUGUCCAGGGUGGACGACCGGCGCUGUCGUGCUGGCAGAACGACGUCUGGUCAUACCGUGGACACCAAAGCACAGCUGUGGCCCUCGAUUCGACCUCUCUUCCCGGCUUAGAAAUCUCGCCGGGUUUACAAGACAUCUUGGCUCGCUUUCUGUCACUGCCCAAGAUCGUGACGUUGGCCACUCGCCUGGGUGCCUCGGCGCUCGUAUCCACCGAUACUUCGCUGGGCGAAAAGUUCGACGCCGGAGCGUCUAGCUUCCACAAUGAUCUUGAACGGCUGGUCUUUGCCUCUUACAUCGCCACCAUGAACACGCUCACCGACACCACGCUGUUCUCCACCAACAACUACGGCAUCCCGAACGAGGCCACCGGGUCUGAUGGCAAGCCAAGUCCCGGCGUUGACGCGUUCGUCAUCUGGAGCAGCGAAGUGUCGACUCUGUCGAUCCUUGCCCUCAUCAUCAUCCCCGUCAUGACAGUUGCCAUGAAGGUAAUUGUUUGGGCUCUCACGGAGAUGCCAUUUUCCUGGUACCGCAUCCAGGCCCUACAAGCGACCGUGCUGUACAGUUGUCUGCACGAGAAGGCCGCUGGGAUCAACGAUGUGGAAUGCAACCGUCAAGGCGAUCGACCGUGGGUUGAGAAAGGAGACCACGAGCAGGCUGUUUUCAGGCCAAGGUUCGACAGGGAGAGCCGAACGCUCAGUUGGGGUGCAGCAGAGCAUAGAGAAGUGACCCUUGGAAUCGGGCCAACACCUCUAUCCCCAAGGGGCACGAUGAAUCUCGAAGUACCACAGGCCAAUGUUCCGACGGAGUACUUCGCACCACAACCUCAAAGCCAGGCUCCUAACGAGAAGUCAGCGUCUGGCGUGCAAACGCAAGACUCCGGCGACCUCACACCAUUGUCAGUGAGUCAACCGCUCCUGCCUCCAGGAGCUAGGCCUCGAUAG